AGCGAAUGCAGGAGACCGUGUGACUUAACUGAGUGGUGAAAGUUGGGGCUGGGAUUCCCCAGUGUUUCCCCCUCCCCGCCCCCCUAUUCCACACACCAUCUGCUUACUGCCACCCCCCCUGUCGUCUGCAGUCAUCACAAAACAAGUCGUUAUCUCCAAAGACACGUCUCUGCAUCUUUGAUUGGUGGUUGAUAACAGACCUACAGACUCAUGGGGCUGGCUGACCUUGCUGUAUAUAUAUCAUGCCAUUUCAGCAGAGACUGGCAACAAGAAAGCUGGUUUAAAGCUCUCCCUGUUUAUCCUUGUGUCCUCUCCUGGUUUGGCUUUCUGAUCCUGACAUUAUGGCUGUUUUCUUCACUGUGGCUCUUAUGACUAUGGCUUGUCCUUUACUAGCAUUUGACAUGGGUCAGUCUACUCGUUGUGUUGCCAUUCCCCACAAGAUGCAUGUCUGCAAAGAUGUUGGAUACUCAGAGAUGCGUUUGCCAAACUUUUUGGGCCACAGUAGCCUGGAAAGCGAGGUGGUGCCACAUUCAGAGGAUUGGAGGCCGCUGUUGCAGACAGGCUGCCACCCUCAAGCACAAGCCUUCCUCUGCUCCCUCAUUGCCCCUGUUUGUCUUGACACUUUCAUCCAGCCCUGCCGUAGUCUGUGUGUGGCAGUGAGGGAAAGCUGUGCCCCAGUGCUUGCCUGCCAAGGACACUCAUGGCCUGAUGUUCUUGACUGUGACCGUUUCCCUGCUGAGGAAGACAUGUGUCUUUCUCACCAUGGAAAACCUGGCAUCUUUUCUAAAGGGUUGCCUAAAUCUGCCUGUCAAAACUGUCCUUAUGUGGAAGAGGCUCCUGAAUCAAAAACAAUCUUGGAUUCUUUCUGCAGCCAUGAUUUUGCUGUUACUGCCAAACUCCACCGUCUUCGCCUACCCACAGGAGAGCCAGAAUUUGAAAUUGAGGGGCGGGUCGAGUUUAUCCGUCAGGGUCCUCUGUUGCCUUAUGACACCCAGCAUCUGCUCCAGCAGUGGCUCCUUAUCAACGUUAGAUGUGCCCGUGCCCUUGUGCGUCCUGGGAGGUCACAGCUUUAUGUGCUGACUGGUUCUGUGCAGCAUGAUGGGACCCUUUCUCUGACUCGUGUCUUCCCUUGGCACAGAAAAGAUGCAAACAUUGCAGUGGCAUUUCGAAAAUGGAAGCACCACAGAUCUUGAAGUGACAUGGACCAAAACAGGAGCUUGAAAUCUGUGUUUUGAGGCACAGAUGGAGCUCAGUGGCACUGGGUUUUAAGAAGCAUUUGUAAAAGAGGGUAAUUGUUAUGAGAACAGACUCUGACUCAAGCAAUUUGCUCAUCUGAGCAGGUC
Pundamilia nyererei is the source of this 1343-nucleotide messenger RNA. It is a transcript of the gene szl, whose product is annotated as sizzled. Gene Ontology annotation, molecular function: Wnt-protein binding. Bases 342 to 1193 code for a protein of 283 amino acids. Gene Ontology annotation, biological process: non-canonical Wnt signaling pathway; canonical Wnt signaling pathway. Lineage: Eukaryota; Metazoa; Chordata; Actinopteri; Cichliformes; Cichlidae. The transcript has 4 exons. The record is from RefSeq and is a predicted model, not a curated record.